This is a messenger RNA of Penicillium paradoxum, 2493 nucleotides long. RefSeq names its product putative DUF221 domain protein. Gene Ontology annotation, molecular function: calcium-activated cation channel activity. Lineage: Eukaryota; Fungi; Ascomycota; Eurotiomycetes; Eurotiales; Aspergillaceae. Gene Ontology annotation, cellular component: plasma membrane. Bases 1 to 2493 code for a protein of 830 amino acids. The transcript is spliced from 4 exons. The record is from RefSeq and is a predicted model, not a curated record.
AUGUCUUUUACAACAUCAGCGGUGUCCGCUGUGUUGACCCACCUUGCCGACAAGCCCGAUGGCGGAAGUGAGAGGCGGUGGGAGGAUCAGUUGAAAGAGCAGCGCGAUCUGUACACGCAAUUUGUGAUAAGUUCGGCGCUAGGUCUGAGUGCUUUUUUAACAUUCUGUAUCUUGCGGCCAAAAUGGACCGAGCUGUACGCUGCACGACGACGGCAACGAAACGCCGCUUCGCGGCUACCUGAGCUUCCAGAUACCCUUUUCGGUUGGAUUCCCGUACUCCAUCGGAUCACCGAAGAGGAAGUACUGCAGUCUGCGGGGCUGGAUGCAUACGUGUUCUUGUCUUUCUUCAAGUUCGCCAUCCGAUUCCUUCUAGCCGUCUUUAUUUUCGCCGUCGCGAUCAUCCUUCCUUUUCACUACAAAUACACUGGUAAAUAUGGAGUCCCCGGCUGGGACAAUGUCCCCGGCAAUGGAACGGCAAGUCCAAUUGGCGAGGUCGAAAAAGAAAAGCCAAUCACAGAUCCUACAUAUCUGUGGAUUUAUGUUUUGUUCGCAUAUGUUUUCAGCGGAUUAGCGAUCUAUAUGCUUCUUCAAGAGACAAACGUAAUUAUUCGCACUCGGCAAACUUAUCUCGGGAACCAGACCAGCACCACGGAUCGCACCAUUCGCUUGUCUGGCAUUCCAAAUGACUUGGGAACCGAAGAGAAAAUCAAAGAGUUUGUGGAAGGCCUGCGAGUUGGCAAGGUCGAGAGUAUCACCGUGUGCCGGAAGUGGCGCGAGCUGGAUGAAUUGAUCGACGAGAGAAUGAAAGUCAUCCGCAAACUUGAGAGUGCAUGGACAAAACAUCUGGGAUACAAGCGCCCAAAAAGCGAUGGAAACACGUUGCCUCUGACCUAUCAGCAGCCCCGAGAUGGAGGCGAUGAACAGUCCGGGCUGCUUACUGACAUCGAAGACAACCAUGUCUCCGGUUACGCCAACGAAAGACCCAAGAUUCGGAUUUGGUACGGUCCGUGUAAGCUUCGCUUCCGAAUGAUCGAUGCUAUCGAUUACUACGAGGAGAAGCUACGGAAGCUCGAUGAAUAUAUUCAAAACGCUCGAGAGAAGGAAUACCCUUCUACUGAGAUUGCUUUUGUGACUAUGGAGUCAAUUGCUGCAUCUCAAAUGCUCGUUCAGGCAAUCCUUGAUCCCCACCCAAUGCAAAUGUUCGCUCGACUUGCACCAGCGCCGGCUGAUGUUAUCUGGAAAAAUACCUAUUUGUCUCGCCCCCGACGAAUGGUUCAGUCCUGGUCCAUCACCACCGUUAUUGGAUUUCUCACUGUGUUCUGGUCUGUGCUCUUGGUCCCUAUCGCCUCUCUGCUGGAUUUGAAGACCCUUCAUAAGUUUCUCCCUCAGGUGGCGGAGUUCCUGCAGGAGCAUCCGAUCAUCAAGUCUUUGGUCCAGACAGGUCUACCUACACUUGCUUUCUCGCUGUUGACCGUUGCCGUGCCUUAUGUUUAUGAAUGGCUAUCGAACAACCAGGGAAUGGUGUCUCGCGGAGAUGUAGAGCUGUCUAUUAUCUCCAAGAACUUCUUUUUCUCGUUCUUCAAUCUGUUCCUUCUCUUCACUGUGUUUGGAACAGCGAGUGGUUUCUAUUCAUUCUGGGAAAAUCUUCGGGAUGCUUUCAAAGAUUCUACCGCGAUUGCCUUCUCGUUAGCAAAGUCCCUUGAAAAUCUGGCUCCAUUCUACAUUAACCUGUUGAUCCUUCAAGGACUGGGCCUUUUCCCCUUCCGACUGCUCGAGUUCGGAAGUGUCGCAUUAUACCCAUUCCAUUUCCUAUCGGCGCGCACACCACGCGAGUAUGCGGAGCUUGCAACUCCUCCCAAGUUCAGCUACGGAUUUUCCAUCCCUCAAACGAUCCUGAUCUUGGUCAUCUGCGUUGUUUACAGUGUGUUCCCGAGCUCGUGGUUGAUCUGUCUAUUCGGCCUGAUCUACUUCACGGUCGGCAAAUUCAUCUACAAAUAUCAACUCCUCUAUGCCAUGGACCACCAGCAACAUUCCACCGGCCGCGCAUGGCCGAUGAUAUGCAGCCGCGUAUUUGUCGGACUAAUGGUUCAUCAGCUGGCCAUGAUCGGUGUCCUAGCUCUGCGCCAAGCCAUCACUCGCUCGCUGCUUUUAGUGCCACUUCUAGGCUUCACCGUUUGGUUUUCCUACUGGUUUGCGCGCACGUACGAACCCUUGAUGAAAUUCAUUGCUCUCAAGAGCAUCAACCGCGAGCAGCCAGGUGGUGGCGACAUCUCCCCGUCGCCUUCAUCAACUCUCUCGCCACCAUCAGGUUUGGACCGUGACAGGCUGCCGAUCCGCAUUGGAGGGCAUGAUCUCGAGUUGCGGCUGAAGAAGUACGUUAACCCGAGCUUGAUUAUUCCGCUGCAUGCUGCCUGGCUUCCCCGCCGCAUCCCUGCUCAAGGCAAUGGCAAUGGUGGGUCCGCCUUCGAGGCUCAUCAGACGCCGAAUGUUUGA